Messenger RNA from Archocentrus centrarchus (flier cichlid), 2519 nucleotides. It is a transcript of the gene plppr1, whose product is annotated as phospholipid phosphatase related 1. Gene Ontology annotation, molecular function: phosphatidate phosphatase activity. Gene Ontology annotation, cellular component: plasma membrane. Lineage: Eukaryota; Metazoa; Chordata; Actinopteri; Cichliformes; Cichlidae. Bases 208 to 1182 code for a protein of 324 amino acids. The record is from RefSeq and is a predicted model, not a curated record. Gene Ontology annotation, biological process: phospholipid metabolic process; phospholipid dephosphorylation; signal transduction. The transcript is spliced from 8 exons.
CACAUCACAAACCGAGAGGGGACACUUUGCCCAGCCGAUGGAGUAGUAGUAGCGGUAGUAGUGUGGGUGCAGUUCACGGCUUCCCUUUACCCCCACUGUCCAUCUUCUUCUUUAAUGGAGUCACAUUUUCUGUGGAAUAUUUCUCCAUCCCAUCGCGAGUGAGCUGCUGUGAAUCCUGAGAACGUAAGUCUCCCGACAGGAGACAAGAUGGCGUCUAACAACACCCUGCGCAGCUACUCUAUCAUCCCAUGUUUCAUCUUUGUAGAGCUCGUUAUUAUGUCCGGUACAGUGUUAUUGGCCUACUACAUGGAGUGCACAGACCUGUUCAGCGUGCAUGUGCAGGGUUUCUUCUGUAAUGAUGCUGACCUGAUGAAGCCGUACCCUGGCACGGAGGAGUCCAGCUUCGUCCCUCCUCUCAUCCUGUACUGCGUGGUGGCUGCUGCUCCCACAGCUAUAAUUUUCAUCGGAGAGGUGUCCAUGUAUAUGAUGAAAUCAACAAGGGAAGCUCUUUUGGCCCAGGAGAAAACAAUAGUGACAGGAGACUGUUGUUACCUCAACCCUCUUAUCCGCCGCAUCAUACGCUUCAUAGGUGUGUUUGCAUUCGGUCUGUUUGCCACAGACAUCUUCGUCAAUGCAGGCCAGGUGGUGACUGGAGGUCUCUCGCCCUACUUUCUGUCUGUUUGCAAGCCCAACUACACUGGCAACGAGUGCCGCUUUAAUCACCAGUUUAUUGUCAACGGCAACAUCUGCACUGGGAACCAUGUGGUGGUGGAGAAGGCAAGGCGGUCAUUCCCAUCUAAGGAUGCUUCGCUGAGUGUUUACUCUGCUGUUUACCUGACGAUGUACAUCACCAGCACAAUCAAGACCAAGUCCAGCCGCUUGGCCAAGCCUGUGCUUUGUUUGGGCACGCUCUGCUCCGCCUUCCUCACCGGCCUCAACAGAGUUUCCGAGUAUCGGAACCACUGUUCAGAUGUAGUGGCUGGAUUUAUACUGGGAUCAGCUGUUGCACUGUUUCUGGGUAUAUGUGUGGUGAAUAACUUCAAAGGUGUCCACAGUGCAGCGGCAAAACAGAAGACUGAGGACUACCGCGGCCUGCCUCUGAUGACCUUCCCCCGUGUAGAGAGCCCACUGGAGACCCUCAGCGCACAGAACCACUCGGCAUCGAUGACAGAAGUCACAUGACUAAGGGGGCAGCACCGGGUCACGUUUGCGUCUCCACAGCACUUCCAGACACAAUGACGAGGACGCAUGUCACGUGGCUCCGAAUGCUUAAUAAAACCACUCCUGAUAUAUCUGUUUAAAUCACCUGGGGGACAAAAUACACCAUGUUUGCAGUGGUUUUCAUUUAUUUGGGCUAUGCUCAGUUCAACCUCCCAAGGCACACAGAUCAGGCAAAAAUAUCACAAAUCACAACUUAAGCACAGAUUGUUUUCCCGGGUAUUUGAGAUCAUUCGAAACAUGGGACAUUUUUUUCCUCCAAGGUGUGCUGUUUGUAGUUAGAGGACGGUGUUUUGUACAUUUUGUAUGAGCGAGUGCCGUAGCCUAUCCUGACGAUGUUAAAACCUGCACACUUCCUGUCAGCUGAUUCACUCUGUUUUACAUCACGUCCUGCCGGGUGAAAUGCCUUGUCAAUCACCACAUGUACCCCGCUCGGUAAGAAAAAUCUGCUAUGGAAAAAAUAUUGAUGUUGUUGUUCUGUGGUGUUUGUCAUUUGUACAGAAAAAAGACAGAAUCCCUCUUUUUAUUAUCUCUGUACAUUAACUGACCAUGUCAGGUCAUAUUUUUUAUGGAUUUUUGUUAAUAUGUAUGAAUAUUAUGAUCCAUUUGGACCUGUUUGCCUGCUGUAAACCUGGAUAUUUUUUGGUAUCAGUUUAGGUGUUUGGGGAACAACUCCUCUUCCCUUAGGAGGAAAUGACAAGGACGAGUCAGAAAAUGUGUCUUUUGCACCUGUAGUGAUGUCAUCAGCCGCACUAUAUGAAAAUGUGAUUGGUUAACAUGCACAGUAUCCAUGUGCUUCACCCAAAUUUGCUGAUUUAUUUUGAGGUUAAUAGGAAUAUAUCUAUAGAGGGAUUCAGAGGGGCUAGCCAUGCCAGAACUAUCUAAAGAUUAUGCUGGUAUGGUUUUCCAUUUACAUUUACAUAAAUCCCAGUGGAAGAUAUCCCUAUUAAAUACAUGGGGAAAAAAAGAGGACAGAAGUGUUCUUUGGAGUGAAACUGAGAAAUUUACUUGAGGCCUGGCUAGCCCUUUCAGUGAAAACCAGGCUAAUGACUCCUGCUUCACUUUUCCUCCUUGAGGCACCCCUCCCUUUCCCCAACCCCACCAGUGGAUUGUGAUGCAAUGUUGUGAUUCCAUUUCCUAUUGGAAGAUAUGCCCAGCAUGAAGAGAGAAGUCAAGAUGUUUUAUAGAUAUUACUCAUUAUCAUUGUGAUUACAAUUGUCUUUUACUUUGAGGAAAAAAAAAGCAUUUCAGCUGAAAUGCUGCAUAUAUUUUCUUUCUUGGUUUGUCCAAAAAAAUUAAAU